GACCAAGCCAGCUGGAAGUCUAAGCUAUAAAGGAUCCCUUGCAAUACGCUGCUCUUGGGAAGCUAUAUGACCAUCAGCGCCCAAUCCCUUUGCUCGAGUCACCGUCGAUAUCGUACGCCUAUCCAGACAGCUCUCGGCAUCUCCAUCACACUCUCUUAGGUGCGUGCUACAGGCCAUUAAAAAUGCCCGCGCGCCUUUCGACUCGCCUCAGUAUACGCUGGGUUCCAGGUGAGGCAUCGGAGCCCACUGAUACAUUGAUCAUUGGUGUUGAAGGCUGGUAUGUCGAUCUUCGCAUCACCAAGCUUGAUGGUUCAAUUGAUUGGGCAAUGGCUGGUGAAAGACUUAUAUUGUCACAGGAGCCUUUGACAUGCAAAUGGACGCAUUGGAUUGAUUCGAGGGGAUACACGGAACCUGAUAUUGGCAGCUUCCAGCCAGCCUCCGAAUCAACGGACAGCAUCGAAACAGGCAGCAUGCUUCACCCGGAAACCAAUACUAUGACACCCUACGAGGAAGUCUGGCGGACUCUCUCUCCGUCUUUCACCGAGCAUUUCCCUUCUGCCUGGAUCUUGCGCAGCGUGGAUGGUCGUACCUUCCUGGGGCAACUGGGAGGAGAUUUUCUAGCUUUGAAAGGCGGCAGCGAAGGGCCAGCAGGAAUGACGGGGUUCUGCGCCAGAAGAGAGAUUUGGGAUGACGGAAAAGCCGAAUGGACUACGAAAUACGAAGCAGGAGACGAGCAAAAUCUUCAAGAUCUUCCUAGGCGCGCCAAAGGUUUGCAGAAUAGAACAGAGAAGCAAGCGCAGUGGGAGGAAAGCUGUAAGGAAGGGGACGUCGUAGAGACCUUCGGAGCAAAGUACAUCGUAUGCGCGAUUGAAAAGUUGAGCUGA
Cladophialophora immunda is the source of this 884-nucleotide messenger RNA. RefSeq lists its product as uncharacterized. Bases 183 to 884 code for a protein of 233 amino acids. The record is from RefSeq and is a predicted model, not a curated record. Lineage: Eukaryota; Fungi; Ascomycota; Eurotiomycetes; Chaetothyriales; Herpotrichiellaceae. The transcript is spliced from 2 exons.